Messenger RNA from Plasmodium cynomolgi strain B, 4617 nucleotides. RefSeq lists its product as hypothetical. Lineage: Eukaryota; Apicomplexa; Aconoidasida; Haemosporida; Plasmodiidae. The coding region runs from base 1 to 3336 and encodes 1111 amino acids. The transcript is spliced from 17 exons. The record is from RefSeq and is a predicted model, not a curated record.
AUGGAAAAAAGCCACAGGCUGCACGGGCUCGAACUCCCCCCGUCAAUCGAAUUUGACAACUACGAGGGGGGGGUCAAAAUGACGAAAAGGCUGAGCAUAAAAAACACUACGAAAAAGUUAAUACGGUUUAGGUUCCUCUUCCAAAGUAGCGUAUAUUUUACUUACCCUCUGCAGGAGGUAGAAAGCAUCAGUGCAGGGUUAAACAAAAGCUACCCCAUAACAUUCUUCAACCCUGUAAACGAUUUCCAAACUGUGAAUGAAACGUUAAGUAUAGUGAUCGAAGACAAGCAGAGGGACAAGAGAGUGACAAAUGUAACUUUCAACAACCUAUGUGAAGACAGUGGAGAGAAAGGGGUCAGUGACAUAAUCCAAAUGAUCAACCAGGAAGAUGUUCAGGUGCGUUUAAUAAAAAAAAGAAUCCAGUUAAACUGGGUUGCCGUGCUGCCCCAAAUUAUCAUUCUUUCCGACCAAGACAGGCAGAUCUUCCAUCAAAGCGUGGUCAACUUUGGCGAAGUGGCCCUAGGACAGCGACUCACCAGAUCGAUAUAUUUGCAUAACGUUACCACUGCCCCCAUAACGGUGAGGGUGAAGAAUGCGAAAAAUGCAAAUGCAAAUGCAAAUGCGAAUGCUAAUGCGAAUGCUAAUGCGAAGAAGAGCAACGUUUUCCACCUUUUAAAGGAACAAUUCACAAUAAAGGAAGGUUCCAAAGAGGAAAUCAUUUUGCACAUCAACGGACAGAACCAAGUUAACCAAUACACAGAAAUGAUACAGUUCAAAGCAUGCACAGAUUACUGCAUCGAACUAUUCUUCAUUUGUGAAAUUAAAAAUGUGAAGUUACACUUUACCAAGGUGGUCUACCUUUUGGAAAAUCUCAAGUUGGGAGAUAGCGUGACGGAAAAAAUUACCAUCAGAAAUGACGACGACACGGAUGUUCAUGUCGAAAUUGUAAACCUUGGAUACAUAUUUACCGCUAAGAGCACCAAUUUUGUUGUGAAAAAAAAUUCAUACCACUUUGUGAAUCUUACGUACCAUUGUAUAUACCCCGUCAAUGUGUACAAGAGAUUAUAUUUCUUGGUUCAUUUGAAUAAACAAAUUUUUUACGUUGAUAUCAUUUGCAACUAUUCUGUUAGCUACAAAAUGUGUCCUCUUUCGAUGCAUCACGUAUUUAGAAGUAAGCACUUUAUCCAUGAUAAGCAGACCUUAUACAACUCUUACUAUGACAAGAAGGACUACAUCGACAUCUGGGACUUUCCCCUCGAGUUUGACUCCUACGAGGAUUCCACCUACGAGAUGAUACAUGAGAUAGUGCAGGCGGACGACGGUGACCUCUUCGUAGUCCCCCAGCAAUUGGAAAUCCUAGAAUCGGAAGAAAAAGACAUCAUGAUUAUAAACAAAACACCUGUGGAGUACACCUGCGUUUGGUCCAACGCGGUGGACCAGGGGAGAGGACAGCGCAGCAUAUUUCAGAUCCACCCUGCGGAGGCUCAGCUGCUACCCUUUGGGUGCCAGACGUUUAGGUAUGAAAUUCAUCGUAGUGAUGAUGUUCCCAAAUGCUCCCCCUGCUGGAGCGAAGCAGUAAAAAAUGCAAAGGCUUUGAAGGAGAAAUAUACGAGGGAAGUAUACGAAUGCAUUGUCUUCCCCUCCAACAACAGGGACUAUAGGAAGUGUAACAGCAAAACGUUGUUACCCCCUCGGUUCCUAUAUGUCACUCUGUUUCAGUUUAAAAUAAAGUACCUAUGUGAGACGGAGAAUGUUCUUGACAGCCUGUGCGUCUACCCCAAACAGAUUUCCUUUUUGAAUAUUAUCGAAGAGGAAAACGCCCACGCCGUUGUGAGGUUUUGGAAUAGUUCGGACGUCGCACAGCUGGUUGACUUCACUCCAUUCAAGGGCGACGUGGAAUCGAUCAGAGUCGCCCCGCUAGUGAACUACGUACCCAGAAGGGGCUCCCUAAACGUCCUUAUCUUUUACUCCCCCAAGAAGGCGCACCUAACCGAGGGAGAAAUUAAACUGCACUAUUUAGUAAAUGGCAUUGAAAAAAAGCAUAUCUCCGUUUUCGUCUCGCAUGAGAUAAACAGCGUCUUGCUCAACGGGGGGGACCCCAACAUAGUAAGUCCAUGCAUCACAAAUGUGCAAAAGGGUGUACAUGUGUGGCCUUCCAGCAAAGUCACCUUUGUCUGUUCUUUACUUGCAAAGUGUUGCUGCGGGAUGACCCGCACGCAUAUGCGAAGCGGGGCCUACGUUGUCUACAUUAACCUACCGUGCGUAAGCACCGACACGGAGAGCUCCAAAAAAGUGGCCAUCGAAAACAUGACGGAGAGAAACGUCCUCUGCAUGCUAGUUAAGGAAGAUGCAACCUCAAUUCUGGGAAUUCAUAUAAAGGGGAAUAAUCAUCCCCCCUUGGGAGCGCAAAGUGGAGAGGAAUGCACACCUCAUAGGAACAACCAAGUGGAAGAAUUAAACACAUGGCAAUUACAAAAUGGGGAGGAAGAACAAAAUGAAGGAACUAGCUCACUUACAAAUGAAGAUAAAAAAUACACCUUUUACUUCUUCUGUUUAUUACCGUUUGAAAAAAGGAACAUCUACAUCUGUGCCUCUUCCGAUUCUACGUUAAAGAAAUCGGUGCCGCUGCUCCUCUCCUACAUGCUGUACAUAAAUGAGGAAGACAUGAGGAGCAAAUUUACGUUUAUGAAGAAGAACAUGAAGGACCACAUCAAACGGUGUAGGCGGUUCCUUGUGCACGUGAACAUAAUCAAGUGUGCCCUGUCGUUGCACCCCAAAGUGGUUGAGAGCGAGCCGAUUAUAGUAGGCUCGAAGUUUAACGCGAAGAUAAAGAUUCACAACGAACACCCCGUUAAAGUAAAUUUUAAAACAAAGACUGAAAUUAUCCAAAUAGGAAACAGGAAAAUAUUUGAUGAAGAAGAAAUUAAAGAGGCAGACAGAAAUGUUGUAGUAGAAAAAAGCGAAGAUGUGAUUAAUUCCUUUUCGAGCAAAUAUGCCUACGUCUCUUUUAAGACCAGCCAGCAGGGCCAUUUCGUCUACCGCUUUUGCGUCAUCGUGGGAGGUAAAAGGGAGAAGUGGCGCAGUAGCGAAGUGUCGAAAUGGCGCAGUAGCGAAGUGUCGAAAUGGCGCAGUGGAGAAGAAAUAAGUAGCAGCAUAGGCAGAAGAUCAAAGGCGCCCCAGAACCACGUCGACAUUGUACUCAAAGUGGUGAUGCCCUAUUUCCAAAUUAUCGACAUAAAUGAUUUUAAAACGCCACAAUCCAUAUACUGGAAUAUGAUUUCCGCGGAUCGGAUAAAUUCGUACGUCCUUUUCCUUGAGCACUUGCUACUUUGUUAAAUGAAAAAGCUUUUCAACCAGUUUGACUACAUACCAUUUAAUGUUGGAAACAACACGCUCAACGAGGUGACAAGAGUAAACUUGGUUUUAUUUAACCCACUCAAUGUGCCACUGAAGGUUCAUAUAAAUAGCAUAAAGUCGUACGUUCUUCCUGUCUUACCUCCCUACGUCAAAAAUGAGGAGGAGCAGCUGGCUCACCUCCUCUACGUAGACAACACCUUCCGCAACUUCAUGAGAUGCCUGGACUGCUGCGAGAUCACCCCCACCGAUUUUGAAAUAAAAGAGAAGGGCACAAAAACGGUUACCCUAUUUUAUAAACAUAAAUACAUUGGGCUCCACAAUAUGCCCCUGAUAAUUGACGUGGAAAAUGGAAAAGUGCUUCCCCUCAAUUUAAGUUCCCUGACAUUUCCACCCCAAGUGCCUCCUAUAUAUUUGAUGAACGUGAAGGUACCGAAAGAUGUGCACAUGUACAGCUUCCUUGUGGACCUGAAUGAACACGUCUUGGACCUGAAAAACGAGUGCAUCAUAAACAUUGACCUCCUGAAUGAUAGCGAGUUGGAUAUCCAUUACGCCGUAGAGCGGUGCAGUCAUUUGGUGGUUUUAAAUCCCAAGGGGGUUAUCAAAAGGCGCAAGUACAUUUCCCUCUUCAUUUUGGUUUCGAGACUUUCCCCGACUAUAAUUAGCGAAAAGUUGAUACUGAGGCCGCACUUUAGGCACCUGAACAGGGACAUAGAGCUAGACAAAGUCAUGAUAGAACUGACGCUAAACAGCACAUCCGAUAAUGUGUACAAAGAUGCCCACAAAACGAUCAACGUUUUCAACAACAAAUGCAUUGAUGACCUCCCUGGACAAGGCAUCAAGACCUUCUGCUCCAACUUCAUCCCCGCCUACUCAUACAUACACGCUCAGAACAAACUGUUUUAUGUCUCACCAAGCUCGAUAAAUAUUCUCUAUGCCCCGACCAAUUCCAUCGUCGAACGGAUUGUCAUAAUAAAAAAUUACUCAUCAUCCAGGAACCUAAAAUUUAAAAUACCUAACAAAAACACCCUACCUGGAAACGUUUUAAAAAUAACCCCCAACAAAGGGGUCAUCAAAAGGGAGGGACAUAUCAUUCUCAGGUUUACCUUCAUUCUGAGUGACAUAUUGUUAGACAUCGAGGGGAACAUUCAGAUAGAGCUCAAGUACGUACAAGACCAAGUGCCAUCGCAAGGGAAGAAUGAAGAGGACAGAGGAGGUCUACGAAGAUACGAGGGACAAACAGGGGCAAACCGAAGAGCCUAA